Messenger RNA from Symbiodinium sp. CCMP2592, 2175 nucleotides. The record is from the annotation of a GenBank genome assembly. NCBI's taxonomy places the organism in Eukaryota, Dinophyceae, Suessiales, Symbiodiniaceae.
AUGGCCAAUGUGGCACUGCAGCAUACAUUUUCAGUGAAUCUCGAGUUGCAAGGAUCAAAGACGGAAUGCUUAGCAGGUCGGGCACAGGCGCUUGCGCGUGAGAAUCUCCACCGCAGGGUGAGGUUUGGUGCUUGCGAGGGCGUGGCUGCUGACUCCACUGUGAGUGCAUGUGCUGCCGAUGUGCAGCAUCCGGACCGCGGCGCAGAGCAAGAAACUAUGCGACACGACGAGCAGGUCGAGCUACAUGAUCUAGUGGAUCCGGAAGAUUUGCUGCAAGCUGCACGGCCCGCGUGUGCACGUGCACGAGUUGAAGAUUCAAGCGCCACCCGGCCUGGAACUUACAUCGAAACAGGCUCUGAUACAAUGGUUGGCGAAGCUGCAGGAGCUCAGAGUCCUGACAGGGACGAGGUCUCGGAAGACAAUGAGGAGACAGUCUUGCGGAAGGUGGCAGUUCUUGGUUCGGGCACGGAAGCGGAGGAGGUGCAGGAUAUGCAGGCAAUCGAGAAGGGUCCCACGAUUGAGCAGGACACCGCCGCAGUGGGAGCAGAUGCUUUAGACGAGGAUCACCGUUCUUCGGUUCUUGAUGCUCCAGAAGUCCAUCAACCGCUCACUGAUAUGCUUGCUUCGGCAACUGCACCAUGUAUUGUUCAGGCAGCGGACAGUUGCACGCUGCCCGAUGCAACGGACGUCAUCCCUCCGGUGGAGUCGGAGCACGCCAGCGAGCAGGCCGAGCAAGUCGAGCAGGUCGAGCAGGCCGAGGCAAGGCUGGAUAAAGGCAAAGGCAAGACUGACGACUUCGACUUUGGCGGCUGCGUUGAGCUCUCUCCGGAAGUGGACAUUGGUCAAAGCAAGAUUCUGGCUGCAGACGAGAGCCCCGCGAUGCAGAGGUUUUCUCCGGUAGCUUCAUGCGACCAGCAAGGAGGGGACGCUCGAGGCUGCUUUCUAGGCGAAGGAGCUGAGCCCUGCGACAGAGGCAUCGUCGAACCCGAGGCUGAGCCUACUCUUGCGGUGCCGCUGACGAGGCAAUGCGAGCCGGACGAGUGGCCCCAGUGGGCUCAUCCGAAAGAGGCCGCUGUGGGGCCUCCAGAGUUUUUGCCGCAUCUUCGGCGAUUAGCUGGACGAGUCUUCCUCCAUUACGCCGGUGGCGACUGCACAGCUCCCGGUGGCGUAGGCCUGAGCGGCACCAGGUUCCGCAGCUUCUUAAGGGAUUGCAGCAUCUUGAGUUCGGGUGACGGUGUCCCGGACACCGCGAAGACCCCGAGCUCCACGCCAGUCGAGCCGCAGAGACUCGACCGCCGAACGCCACCGGGUCUCUUCAUGCGGCGCUCGUCAUCACUCACCUCCCUGCGAACUGUUUCUCGGAAGGGAAGCAAGACUUUCUUGCAUUCGAGCUCCUUUACGCCUGGUUUCGGCGACAGCGCAGAAGCUGCUGCGACGGAACAUGGCAAGCUGCCGCUCAGUCUCUGCCCAACUCCCGUAAUGACACGCGCAACGGCCGACCUUCUGUAUGUGCAGGCUUCGAGUCAAAGAGAGGUGCACAUGACGAAAGAUGGCUGGUUCAGGGCCUUGGCCAGCGCUGCGCAGCAAUGCAUGGCAGCAGGUGUAGACGAGGAUGCGCCGCUGCAUCCUUGCACGUCGGCGGAGACGUUGAACUGGUUCUGUGAGUGGGCCCUGGUCCCGUUGGCCGAAGCUCUCGGCAUCAGCGAGCAGGACGUCCUGUCCGGAGCAGAAAUUCUGCGGCAGCCGGAGGUGUCCGCGUUGCUCCGAUCUGGCCAGCGAGGUCUGGACAUUGUCUUUGCGCGCUAUGCCCUUGCUGGCCCUGCGCCUCGAGAGCCGUACAGGAAGGGGUACUGGAAUGGACAGUCGAUGCAGCGCUUUGCUGCAGAGUCGGACAUGUCAGCGGAACUCAGCCACCAGUGUUUGCAGCGAAUCUUCACCGGGUGUGUCCAGUACCAAACCAGCAUCCUUCGGGGAACGCAGGAGGGUAAGAUGUCAACCUCGUGCUUCCGUCUAGCUCUGGUGGUCAUUGCGCAGCGUGUUCACAGCGCCCCGUCUUUGACACCACUGAUGCGCGUGGCGAUGCUCCUGCUGCGGCUAAGCAUCUGCCGUGGUGCAUCAGACCUCGGAGUCGCAGCAAGACAGGUCCUUCGAGCGCAGCCAUCUGAAGCUCUUUGA